Messenger RNA from Eptesicus fuscus (big brown bat), 862 nucleotides. It is a transcript of the gene BOLA1, whose product is annotated as bolA family member 1. Lineage: Eukaryota; Metazoa; Chordata; Mammalia; Chiroptera; Vespertilionidae. The transcript has 2 exons. Gene Ontology annotation, cellular component: mitochondrion. Bases 126 to 539 code for a protein of 137 amino acids. The record is from RefSeq and is a predicted model, not a curated record.
AGUGAGGACUCCAUUUCCCAGCAUGCCUCGCUCAGGGCGAGAGGACAGCAUUUCGCCUAGAAACGCCAGGAGUCGGGGCCCUGAACCGAAACUGCUGCAGCCCAGGCUGAGCCGAAGGGUAACGGAUGCUGAGUGGACAGCUGGUCGGGCGCCUGUUCUCCAUGGCCGGCCGCGUCUGUCUGUCCCGGAGCAGCGCGGGGUCCGGGACCGUAGGGCCCGUCGAAGCCGUCAUUCGCACGAAGUUGGAGCAGGCCCUGAACCCCGAAGUGCUGGAACUGCGUAACGAGAGCGGCGGCCACGCGGUCCCCCCGGGCAGCGAGACGCACUUCCGCGUGGCGGUGGUGAGCUCUCGCUUCGAGGGGCUGAGCCCCCUGCAGCGGCACCGGCUUGUCCACGCUGCGCUGGCCGAGGAGCUGGCUGGGCCCGUCCAUGCGCUGGCCAUACAGGCGCGGACCCCUGCCCAGUGGAGAGAGAACCCCCAACUGGACGUGAGCCCCCCCUGCCUGGGUGGGAGCAAGAAAACUCGAGGACUCCCCUGAACCCCAGAAAGUGAGGACCAGGAUCUAAAUGGGCUGGGUGAGAGGAAGCUACUGGGGCCUUCUCCCCUGUAGUACAGUCCAAUAUUUGUAAGGGAGGAGGAUCGCUGGCCCCUCAUCCAACCAGCCUAUACAUUAUUCUCUGGAGGCAGCAACUCCUUUCAGAUCAAAGCUAACCCAAGGAAAGAGUAGAAUCACUCAUUACCGCCUUUGCCCUGGACUAUUCAGGAAAAGCUGCCCAGUGGCUUUAUGUUCAAUUGUGACUAAGGAACUACCAGAUCUGAUCAGCAGAAAUAAUCCGAUACAUUAAAAGAGAAAUUAUCAUA